Messenger RNA from Olea europaea var. sylvestris, 1476 nucleotides. RefSeq names its product protein FAR1-RELATED SEQUENCE 5-like. Bases 1 to 1476 code for a protein of 491 amino acids. The record is from RefSeq and is a predicted model, not a curated record. Lineage: Eukaryota; Viridiplantae; Streptophyta; Magnoliopsida; Lamiales; Oleaceae. Gene Ontology annotation, biological process: regulation of DNA-templated transcription. The transcript has 2 exons.
AUGCUGGGCGCACAGGGAUAUGGAACAGGUAUUGUCGGAAUUAUGGACAAAGUGCAAAAUGAGCAUGUUGACGUUACGAUAGAAUCCGACAACGAGAACAUCACGGACUCUAUUAACAUAGUGGAAGGUGUAACCUCAGUGAGAGAUGGAGUGAUUGUGCCCGCUGUAGGAAUGGAGUUUAAAGAUGUGACAGAAAUGUUUGACUUCUACAAAAAAUAUGCUUAUGGCGUCGGUUUUCCAGUGAAGAAAAGGAAUUCAAAAAAGGGGGAUGAUGGAGCGAUGAGAUAUGUAACGUUGACUUGUGGCCGGGAAGGGCGAAGAAUUGGUAAGACUAGUGGUUCUUUGAGGCCGCAACCAACAAUUCAGAUGGAUUGUAAAGCAAGGAUAUCAGCAUCUUUAGAUAUAUAUGGAGUUUGGAGGAUUAACACGGUCCACCUCAAGCACAAUCACAAAACUAGUCCUUCGAAGUCCAGGUUAUAUCGAUGUAAUCGAGAAUUGAGUGUACAUGUGAAACGCAAACUUGAAGUUAAUGAUUUGGCGGGAAUUCCGUUGCAUAAAAGCUACAAUUUUGCAGUUGUAGAAGCAGGUGGUUAUGAACAAAUGAGUUGCAUGGAAAAGGAUUGUCGAAAUUACAUUGAACAAGUGAGGCAACUAAGACUUGGAGAGGGAGAUGCCGCUGCCAUACAAUCAUACUUUUCGAAAAUGCAGGCACAGUGCUCAGGCUUUUACUUUAGCAUGGAUUUAGAUGAUGAGUCACGACUGAAAAAUAUAUUUUGGGCAGAUAAUCGUUGUAGGCAAGCGUAUAAGGAGUUUGGCGACGUCGUUACAUUUGACACGACUUACCUCACAAACAAGUAUGACAUGCCUUUCGCCCCAUUUGUUGGCGUCAAUCAUCACGGGCAAUCAACGCUGCUUGGUUGUGGGUUGGUAUCGAACGAAGACACAGAUACUUUUGUGUGGUUGUUCAGUACUUGGUUUCAGUGUAUGCAUGGCAUCGCCCCUCAGGGAAUUAUUACUGACCAAGAUAGGGCUAUGCAAAAUGCGAUUCAGCUUGUUUUUCCCAACACAAAACACAGAUGGUGUUUGUGGCACAUCUUGAAGAAGUUGCCCCAAAAAUUUGGGUACCACGAGGAUAAGUCUGGAAUAUUUGGUACUAUACACCGAUUGGUUUAUGAUACGCAUUUCGUGCAAGAGUUCGAAGAAGGUUGGGCUGCAAUGAUUGAUACAUACCAUCUGCAUAAUAACGAUUGGUUAUCUGGACUUUUUGAGAAUAGAGGGCGUUGGGUGCCAUGUUAUUUGAAGACUUCUUUCUGGGCAGGUAUGUUAACAACACAAAGAAGUGAGAGCAUGAAUGCAUUCUUUGACGGCUAUGUGCAUUCGAAGACAACCUUAAAGCAAUUCGUCGAACAGUAUGAACGUGCACUGCGGAAUAAGGUUGAGAAGGAAUUCCAGGUCGAUUUCAAGUCAUUUUCAUAG